Messenger RNA from Dioscorea cayenensis subsp. rotundata (Guinea yam), 1518 nucleotides. Its product is annotated as GDT1-like protein 1, chloroplastic. Gene Ontology annotation, biological process: Golgi calcium ion transport; calcium ion transmembrane transport; Golgi calcium ion homeostasis. Gene Ontology annotation, cellular component: Golgi apparatus; chloroplast thylakoid membrane. The record is from RefSeq and is a predicted model, not a curated record. Gene Ontology annotation, molecular function: manganese ion transmembrane transporter activity; calcium ion transmembrane transporter activity. The coding region runs from base 124 to 1302 and encodes 392 amino acids. NCBI's taxonomy places the organism in Eukaryota, Viridiplantae, Streptophyta, Magnoliopsida, Dioscoreales, Dioscoreaceae. The transcript has 13 exons.
GAGCUCCACGCUCUCUUCUACUCGCUGGUUUUGAACCAGAGAGAACCCUAAAUCUCCCAAAAACCUUGGAAAAUUUAGCCAAAAAAGUUUGAAAUUCGAGGUUUUGAUCUCUUUGAUGCUGAAAUGCAAACCCUAAUCCUCUGCGAGGUCUCCUUUAGGGCACCAUUUCAGCUUCGCAGUCUUGGAAAACCAUCAGUGUCCCCUUUCCUCACUUAUUCGAUCCCACGGAGAAAUUGGAGCCAUUCUCAUCGGAUUUCACUGAGAUCUAAGAUAGAAAGUUCUCGUUAUGUGAAUGGAGUAGUUGAUGGAUUGUUGACGCACUUUGGACGAACACCUCGAUUGGAUAAGGAUGGCAUGGAGAAUAGAAUUCUGGAAGAUUCUUCCAGAAAUACAACUCUGGAUUCGAGUGAAAUUGAUUGUGUUUUCAAUAAUGUUGAUGGCGUCCAUGAAGAUACUGGUCUUAUGGAUGGGAGCCACUCUUCUAGUUGUCAAGAAAAUAGUGGAUUUUCACUGUCAGAUAUAUAUAAUGGGAUUAAAUUUGCAGCUUUGUGUGGAUUGCUUGCUUUCCAAGGAUCUCCAUAUGCAGUUGCAGAGAUGGAAUUCACUGGUGGAAUACAGGCUAUGAGUUAUUUGGGGGAUCUCAGUGAUCUCAGUACAGGUUUUGCUUCAGCCUUUUUGCUGAUUUUCUUCUCUGAGCUGGGAGACAAAACAUUCUUUAUAGCGGCUCUUUUAGCAGCUCGGAAUUCUGGAGCUGUUAUUUUUGUUGGCACUUUUGGUGCACUUGGGGCAAUGACAAUCAUAUCAGUAAUUAUUGGGCGCACAUUCCACUAUGUUGAUGGCAUCCUUCCAUUCAGAAUUGGUGAGACAGAUUUGCCAAUUGAUGAUAUUGCGGCAGCCUGCCUUUUGAUUUAUUUUGGUGUUUCUACUUUGCUUGACGCUGCUUCAGAUGAUGACUUGAAAAUGAAGGAAGAACAAAAGAAGGCAGAAUUAGCAAUUUCAGAACUAAGAGGAAAUGGUGCAGGAAUAUUGGCUGCUGCUAGCACAAUAAUCAGCACUUUUGUAUUGGUUUUUGUUGCUGAAUGGGGUGAUAAAUCCUUUUUCUCCACAAUAGCCCUUGCCGCAGCUUCUUCACCUCUUGGGGUGGUUGGUGGUGCACUGGCUGGUCAUGCUGUUGCAACUUUGAUUGCAGUUGUGGGGGGUUCUUUACUUGGGACUUUUUUAUCCGAGAAGGUUAUUGCAUAUGUUGGCGGAACUCUCUUUCUUGUUUUUGCGUUGGCAACAAUGAUCGAAGUUGUUACUUGAAUUGCCACAAAUUUCGAAAGGUCCAAGGUUUAAACGAACAUUGCCUGGUGAGUCAUUCAAAAGAAUGAAAACAGUUCUCUGCUCCAGGUACACUAGUUAGUCUACUGCAAACAGAGUCCUUUUUUGAUGUUCAUGUAUGGGUUGAAUCAUUCUUCAUCCUAAUUGUCACCAUUCUAUUGAUUAUUAAUCAAAUAUUAUGAUUAUCUUCAUAUCUAA